This is a messenger RNA of Fragaria vesca subsp. vesca, 696 nucleotides long. RefSeq names its product probable WRKY transcription factor 70-like. Bases 1 to 696 code for a protein of 231 amino acids. The record is from RefSeq and is a predicted model, not a curated record. The transcript is spliced from 3 exons. Gene Ontology annotation, biological process: regulation of DNA-templated transcription. NCBI's taxonomy places the organism in Eukaryota, Viridiplantae, Streptophyta, Magnoliopsida, Rosales, Rosaceae. Gene Ontology annotation, molecular function: DNA-binding transcription factor activity; sequence-specific DNA binding.
AUGGAGUGUACUUGGCCAGCUUCACGGAAACUUCAGGAAAAGGUAAAGGAAGAACUGCUCCGAGGGCAUGAACUUGCAAAUCAGCUUCGCUCGGUAGUCGGUAAUAGUGAUGGUGGAUUGUUGGCCAAAGGUUUUGUUAAGAAGAUUGUGUUCUCGUUCACGACUAGCCUUUCCCUCUUAACUGGGAAUCAUGAGUCUAAGGGGGAGCAUAUUCAAGUCAGUACUGGUAGUAGUACUUUUGCUCUUCCUACUAUAGUAGAAUCAUCUUCCAGCUGGGAUGCUCUCAAGACGAUCAAGAGUAGGGAAACGUUUACGGAUAGUAGUAGUUCUUCCAAGAAAAGAAAAAUUUCACACUCAUGGAGUAGAGACGCUCCUGAUUUCAAUGAUGAUGGUCAUGCAUGGAGAAAGUACGGCCAGAAACAGAUCCUUAAUGCCUGGCACCCAAGGAGCUACUUCAGGUGCAGUCAUAAGUAUGAACAAGGCUGCAAGGCGACCAAGCAGGUGCAGAAAGUUGAAGAUGAUCCAUCGUUGUUUCGGACUACAUAUUUCGGAAAUCACACAUGCAAACAUAGCUUACUCAAAUCUCCUGAACUCAUCCUUGAUAACAUAAUCGGUGGUAGUCCCAUAGAAGAGUCUAAUUCCACGUUUAUGAUCACAUUUGAGAACAGGGGCGGAUCCAAGCCUAGGGUUAUCUAG